AUGGUACUGGGAGCAGUCGACAAUGUCUUUGUUUAUCCGACUCUUGACAUUAAACAAUUACAAAAUGCAAUUGGCCGUACCAUUUCUCUUUGGCCAAUCGUCGUGGGUCGUCUCUGUAUUAUCGACAAUGAACAUUACUCGAUUGAACUAUCGGAUAAUCCUAUUCCAUUCACUUAUGUGGAAAAUGAUGAACUUGAACGAUGGCCCAUUCUUCCUGUUGCUAUUGAUGAUCGAACAAUCCUUCAACCAUUUGUCGAUUCCGUUCCGAGCGAACCUACUCGAGAUGAUCCACUCGUUCGAUUCAAAGUUACUCGUCUAGUUCGGAGCAAUGAAUAUGUACUAGGUGUUUCGUUCUAUCAUAUGCUUGGUGAUGCAGAUUCUUAUAUUCACUUUUUAAGUGAUCUUUCUCGUUUCUAUCAAGGUCUUGAACCGUUAUCACCAAAACUUAGUUUCGAACGACAUUUAUGGAUUAAGAAAGAUGCUUUUCGUGCUAUCGAUUCGUCUCUUAUGCCUCUCUUGCAACCGCUGCAGGAUGCACGUCCGAGAGACAUCAUUAUCGCCAAGGUUGUAGAAGAACACACAACAACCGAUCCUGUUCAAAUAUCCUUCUCUUCAGAACAACUAACAAAAUUACAUAGUCUAGCUGGACAAGAGAUUGAAAACAUCACUCUUCAAGAUGCACUUACUGCUUAUAUUAUUGUUACACUCAAUAAAUAUGUCCUCGUAUCAGACAAUGAACAUAUCCGACGUACAAAUACUAUAAUCAACUAUCGAGAUAUCUCCGAUACACUGGCUCCGCGUGGUCAAGUUGAUAACUCUAUCAUGUUCAUGCUAUCCGGUGACUUUGAUAAUCCACUUUCUUUGCAGAGUGUUGCCAAAACAAUACGAGCAUCCAUUAAUAAGGCUCGCAAUGAAGAAUUUCUCGAACGAUGGCUUAUCACAAUUGAUUUAAUGAUGAGAAAGAUACAUAAAGAAGGUAAAGCAUGGAAUUUUGCAUCUUAUCCGAAUGAAAUUUGGUUUAAUUCAAAUUUGAAAUAUGAUUGGGCAAGCAAAGUAGAUUUGGGUAUGAAAGAUCAAUGUCGAUUUCAUACAGUGGGCGUAUCGAAAUUAAAAUGUCGUGUCUUUCCAUUAAAUCCCAUACAAGAUGUUGAUGGAAACUGGACUCGAGAUCAUGGAGGAGCUGAGGUAUCUUUUCGAAUCCCGGAAGAAGAUUGUAAGAAUAAGUUUAUUGCAGCAUGGAAUAAUGAUGUAAAAGAAAAUUUUAUGAAUUUUAAAAUUUUAGAAUAA
Messenger RNA from Rotaria sordida, 1287 nucleotides. Lineage: Eukaryota; Metazoa; Rotifera; Eurotatoria; Philodinida; Philodinidae. The record is from the annotation of a GenBank genome assembly.